AUGACCGCCGACACAGCUGCCCAGAGCAGCACCCCUCAACUCCCCUCACCCUCCGCCAUCACCGACGCUUCCUCUCCGUACCCCUUCGCAACGGCGCCAGAUAUCAUCCGCGCACACCAGAAAGAUGCCUACUUCCAGGGCGUUCUCUCGAACCAGCUAGCCGAUCUUCACCGACGCCUGCUGGGCGCCCGCUCCGCCCACGCCUGGGCCACCGAGUCGCGCACCGCGGCCGACCUCCUCUACCUCUCCCUCACAACCCUGCUCGGCAACCGCACGCUCGGCGAGGAGUACUGCGACCUCGUGCAGGUGCGCGCCGACACGCCCGGGCCCUCGCUGCCGUCGCUGCCGCGCCGCGCCGCCUACAUCAGCAGCAGCAUCCUGAUGCCCUACGCGCUGUCCCGCAUGCUGCCCUCUGUGCGGUCGACACUGCGCGCGCGGCUCGAGAAGCGGUUGGCACAUCUCUCGCGGCACCAUAGGACGGACGGCUGGGAGUACCGCUCGAAGCGCUACAUCCUCACACAUCUCCCGUCCAUCACGAGCGGCGCGCACGUCCACGCCGCGACGCUGGCCGUCUUCUACUUCAGCGGCGCAUACUACAGCCUGGCGAAGCGGCUGACGGGCCUGCGGUACGUCUUCACGCGGCAGGUCAGCGCGGAGGGGGACCGGGCGGGCUACGAGGUGCUCGGCGUGCUGCUGAUCGUGCAGCUCGCGGUGCAGGGGUACCUGCACGUGCGGUCGACGCUCGCGUCGGCGGCGGCGGCGGCGGCGCCCACGGGCGAGGAGGCGCUGGUCGAGGCCGCGAUCCGGGAGCGGGCGUUCGGGCCCCGCGGCGACCUGGAGGUGUCGCUCGACGAGAACAGCUACAGCAGCAAUAACGAGCUGCUGCCGGGCGCGCCGGGGGCCGCGGUCGCGGUCGCGCAGCGCAGCAAGGCGGCCAUCGGCGCGAUGGCGCACACGCCGGUGCCGGCGCACGAGCGCCCGCGCUACGACCUGGGCCGCGGCGCGGACGUCAUGGGCUGGAUCAAGGGAAGGCAGCAGCGCAAGUGCACGCUGUGCCUCGAGGAGCUGCGCGACCCGUCUGCCACGCAGUGCGGCCACAUCUUCUGCUGGAGCUGCAUCGGCGACUGGGUGCGCGAGAAGCCCGAGUGCCCGCUCUGCAGGAGGGAGGCGCUGGCGCAACAUAUCCUGCCGUUGCGGGUGUGUUGA
Messenger RNA from Phaeoacremonium minimum UCRPA7, 1206 nucleotides. RefSeq names its product putative ring-1 protein. The coding region runs from base 1 to 1206 and encodes 401 amino acids. NCBI's taxonomy places the organism in Eukaryota, Fungi, Ascomycota, Sordariomycetes, Togniniales, Togniniaceae. Gene Ontology annotation, molecular function: zinc ion binding. The transcript has a single exon. Gene Ontology annotation, cellular component: peroxisomal membrane. Gene Ontology annotation, biological process: protein import into peroxisome matrix. The record is from RefSeq and is a predicted model, not a curated record.